Molecule: messenger RNA, 729 nt
Organism: Nannospalax galili (Upper Galilee mountains blind mole rat)
Lineage: Eukaryota; Metazoa; Chordata; Mammalia; Rodentia; Spalacidae
Gene: Izumo1r
Product: IZUMO1 receptor, JUNO
Exons: 4
Coding region: 1-729 (242 amino acids)
Biological process (GO): fusion of sperm to egg plasma membrane involved in single fertilization; sperm-egg recognition; cell adhesion
Cellular component (GO): external side of plasma membrane
Molecular function (GO): signaling receptor activity
Source: RefSeq, a predicted model, not a curated record
AUGGCACAGUGGCUGCAGCUUCUCCUGGGGUUGUGGGCACUCGUGCCCAUCCAGGCAGGGGACAAGCUGCUCACUGUCUGCAUGAAUGCCAAGCACCACAAGAGAGAACCUGGCCCAGAAGACAAGCUCUACUUACAGUGCAUCCCCUGGAAGGACAAUGCAUGCUGCACACGCAACACCAGCUGGGAAGCCCACCUCCAGGAGUCCCUGCUCUUUAACUUCAGCCUGAUGCACUGUGGAUUGCUGACCCCGGUCUGUCACGAGCACUUCAUCCAGGCCGUCUGCUUCCACCAGUGUUCCCCCAACCUGGGGCCUUGGAUCCAGCGGGUGAAGAGCGGGCAGGAGGAGCGGGUUUUUGGGGCGCCUCUGUGCCGCGAGGACUGUGAGCAGUGGUGGGAAGGCUGCGGUUCCUCUUACACUUGCAAAUCCAACUGGCGUGAUGGCUGGGACUGGAGUCAGGGAAAGAACCGCUGCCCAGCAAGGGCCCCCUGCCGCCCUUUCCCAGAUUACUUCCCCACCCCAUCUGACCUGUGCGAGAAGAUCUGGAGCAACACGUUCAAGGCCAGUCCUGACCGCAGGAGCAGUGGGCGGUGUCUGCAGAAGUGGUUUGAGCCCACCCAGGGCAACCCCAACGUAGCCGUUGCCCAUUACUUUGCCAGUUUUGCUCCAGACCAGGCACUUUCCUGCCCCCUCACAGCCUUCUCUCUGUGCCUGCUGCUCCUUUCCUGA